Molecule: messenger RNA, 2372 nt
Organism: Guyanagaster necrorhizus
Lineage: Eukaryota; Fungi; Basidiomycota; Agaricomycetes; Agaricales; Physalacriaceae
Exons: 9
Coding region: 445-2118 (557 amino acids)
Source: RefSeq, a predicted model, not a curated record
UAGUUGGAACACCCCCUUGUAGUACAUGUGCAAUGUGCAAUGUGCAUUCUGAAUGCUCCGAGUCGGUGGACUGCUGUCCUAGCCCUCGAAGUCCAUAUCUCCAUCAGCUUCGACUGUCGCUGGCACCAGUUGCCAUUGCCGUAACUCGUACACGCAGAGGGCCUACGCCUGCCUACGCGCUUAGCAGACGUUCGAAAUCAGGAUUAGGAUGCGAACCCUCGUUAUCUCCACCGUUCGUUACCUUGCUCCAGGCUCGGUGUAGGUUACGCGUGGUAAUUUCCGUCCUUUAGUGUUUCCGGCGCACAUCCGGGGAUUACGUACAUUCACAUGCCGUGUUCUUUUCUUACCCCAAUUCCCCAAUUACUUUGUAUAAAUAUCAUACCAUGGACUCCAGGGACACUUUCCAAGCCUUGAUACGUCCUCCUCGGCGUGUUAUCUCCCAUAAUGGUGAAAGCGUUGUCGCCACCGCCCUCGUCUCCGGGCCUGCACAGGGCAAUGUCGAUGAUGUCCUUUGAAAACCUCGUCGCGUUGGCAAAUGAUCAGGAAAGGAUCAAAGAGGCGCGGCAGAUGAUUUGGAGAGUCAAAGGGCAGCCAGUUGUUGAGCUGGAUGAUCUCGAGUCGUGUCUGAAGCAUGCUGCCGUCGGGGGGUUACGCUCUGCCACUCUUGCGUUCAAUAUCAGAGCUGCCUUCAACCUUGUAAUGGCCUCUAUGCGCCUUCGAUCACUUCCCAAAAAGAAAUGGCUACCGUUACUCGUGCAUGCCAUUUUUGGGACCGAUACAUGGCGAUUUGCUGCUAUGCUCGGCUCUUUCACUUCAAUUUACAAGUUCCUUCUCAAUGCUCUCCCAAUACUACUUCCCGAGACGGGACGAUCCUCGAGCCACCUCUUAUCCAAUGCAUUCUGCGAACAAGAACAGCACCUCGAGAAAAAAUCUCUCCAACUCGCCAUUACAUCCGAUACACGCCGCCGUCAUACAGCUAGGCUGUCCCUCAGCGUUAAUGCUCAGACAGCUUGGGUCCGAAAGAAAACACGGCGAUGGCAUGCCGCUUUCGCCGGUGCCGUCGCCGGCGGUAUAGCAGUCUUGUUCGAAACCUCAGGAAGGAGGGUGACCAUCGCCCAGCAGCUGUUCGUUCGGGGUCUCCAAGGAUGUUUCAAUGCGUACACAACAGCCAAGAAUAUCAGGAUACCCCAUGGCGAUGUUGUUCUUUUCGCUCUUAUUAACGGACAAAUCUUGUAUGCCAACUUCUUGCGCCCUGACAGCUUGAACCGAGGAUACCGCAACUGGUUUAUAAGAGUAUCUCAAGUUCCUUCAGAGGCCUACAAAAUAAAUCACGACUUGAUGCGCAACCAUACAUAUAACCCUAACGAUCUGGAUAAACUUAUUGCUAACCCUACAUAUAAAAUCACUCCCCAAAACGUCACUACACUCCUAGCUCAUAAGGACGCUUUCUUCAACCGUACCUCCGAUCCUACAAAAUACAUCGCCGACUCACAAUGCCCUUGCAAGGCUCUCCAUCCCGGUCAGACAUCCUGCUGGCACGUCCCUGCGGCGCGUUUCCUCUACGUAGCCAGAUUCAUGCUCCCUGUAUAUGGGGCACUGCAUUUCUUGCCUCCAGUUCUAUUCAGAACCAAGGCAUUCAUGAAGAACCCUCUUAAGAUCCUCAUCAAGUCUGCAUUGGGAACUGCAAGGAGCUGCACAUUCCUUGGGGUCUUCGUCAUCAUAUACCAAACUGCCAUAUGCCUACGAAGCUUCUUCCACGAGUUCUUCUCGACCCUGCCAGUCAAUUCGACGCUCAAGCUACCCCAGUGGCUCGUGGACGCCAUGUUCGUAUCACGAGCGGCGUAUUUCAUACCGGGCUUGGCGAGCGGCCUGAGUUUGUUUGUUGAGGAGAAGAGGAGGCGCGCGGAGCUCUCGAUGUAUGUUUUGCCAAAGGCUCUGGAGAGUUUUUGGCGCGUUGUCACUGGGAAAGUCCCCGGAGGUGUUAAGACUGGCAAGACUGGAGAGGCUUUGUUGACGUCGAUUGGGAUGGCUAUGGUUAUGUGCACAUACCAAAAUGAUCCUCAGCACCUGUCGGGGCUAGUAAGACGGAUUUUAUACCAGUUCAUUGGGCCGAAUUGAUGGAUGUAAGGAGAAUAUGUCUAACUUGUAUUAUUACGUUUGUAGGCGGAGGACUGCACGGAACAUGGCCUCAUAAGAAGGCAUAACUUAAAAACUUUUGUAGUUGUUUGCAAGGAAUCAAAUCGAUUGGUGAUAAACACCAUUGACGAUACGAAGUAUGUACGCUCACUUGGCGUCGUCGAUCGUUUCACAAUUACUACCGUCUUCUCGGUCGAAACACUUGGCCAAAUUCCCCGCACGUAUUUUGACGUUUG